AUGUCUCUUGUCCAAUACUCCGAUACAGAGUCUGAAAGCGGAUCCGGGCGGGAAAACAAGGACGGCAGCGCAUCAAGAUCGACAAAAAGACGCUGCCGUGAGCCUGGCGGUGUGCCGCAAAAAUCCCAAGGGCGCGCUGCCGCUUUGCCGCCACUGCCUACUGAAUUUCGAGAUUUGUACUCGACAUCCGCAAGAAUCAGCGUGCAAGAUGAUCCCAGCCUUCACAAUGGAAGGACAAGGGCAAUUCCCCAUGUAGUUGGAGUCUUAUCCAACAUUAUCAAAGGAUGUGAAAGCACAGAAGGGAACGGCAUAGCUAUUCAUAGCUUCCUUUACAGCGAUCUUGGUGCCCAACUACCGCUGCACAUCAGUCUUUCCAGGCCUGUGGUUCUUUUGACAGAGCAACGAGAAUCAUUUCUUGACCAGUUUCGUGACUACAUGAACAACUCGAAAAUCCAACCGUUUGAAGUCUCUCCCCAAAAGCUAGCCUGGGUGUCAAAUUUUGAAAACACAAGGUGGUUUCUCGUCCUUCAGCUGAACCGCCCCGCAAAUAAUGGCUUGAACCAAUUACUGCGUCUUUCGAAUAGCAGUCUUGCAUAUUUUGGUCAACCACCCUUAUAUGAGAGCCCGGCUGGUACGCAAAAACGAAAAUACGGAAAGCAAGCAGGACACCAGCGUAACUCAUCAUCAUCCUCUUCUUCUAUUGAUACCGAUUACACCAACUGUUUCCAUAUUUCAAUCGCUUGGACGCUCGAAGAGCCUUCCGAUGAUGAAAAAGAGCGACUUACAUCCAUAGAAUUACCGGCUCGUGACCUUAUAAUCAAAUUCAAUAACGUCAAAGUAAAAAUCGGGAAUCAGAUAUACAGUGAAGCGCUCCUAGCCUCGAUCGCUGAUGAAGCAGGCCUUGAGGGUGUCUAA
This is a messenger RNA of Trichophyton benhamiae CBS 112371, 915 nucleotides long. RefSeq lists its product as uncharacterized. The transcript is spliced from 3 exons. The record is from RefSeq and is a predicted model, not a curated record. Bases 1 to 915 code for a protein of 304 amino acids. NCBI's taxonomy places the organism in Eukaryota, Fungi, Ascomycota, Eurotiomycetes, Onygenales, Arthrodermataceae. Gene Ontology annotation, molecular function: 3'-5'-RNA exonuclease activity. Gene Ontology annotation, biological process: U6 snRNA 3'-end processing. Gene Ontology annotation, cellular component: nucleus.